AUGCUCCGAACCAAAAGUAGCCAAUCUUACAAUCCUAUGGAUCAAAAUUCCAACACCAAUCCCAACCCAGCACAAACAAGCCUUCAACAGCAACUGUACCAGCUUUCCCAAACUGUGGACACGGUAGUGCGAAGGUUGGAUGUCAUGGAUGUCCGACGGCACUACGAUGAUGUUGUAAUGGAAGGAGUCAAUCUUGAAGAAGAGCGAUUAGAAGCUACUACACUCCCUAGCCGCGUCAUUCAGCAAGUUCGAGCAAGGAAGCACACCUUACCCCGUAUCGUAUUAGCUGGAUAG
This is a messenger RNA of Ilex paraguariensis (yerba mate), 294 nucleotides long. The record is from the annotation of a GenBank genome assembly. NCBI's taxonomy places the organism in Eukaryota, Viridiplantae, Streptophyta, Magnoliopsida, Aquifoliales, Aquifoliaceae.